AUGCAGCUGUGUCCUCCUCACGAGCUGCCCUUUGGAGAAUCAGACCAGAGCAGCGGUACACCUCCGGGACCAGGGGGCGUGUGGUGGGUUGCUGCCUUGCCUUGGGGCCUCCUCUCUGGGCUUGGUGAUCGACGUCUGUCCCCUCCCUCCAACAGUUCCAGCCCAGUGCUGAACCAGAUGGUUAGAUGUGGAGAUACGGACAAAGAGGAGGGGGGGUCCUCAGCCUGCAGGCAGAGCCAUGACUCAUCCUGUGCCAGCCAACAGAAGGACCAGGACCAUGCAAACUCCCCUCUCCGCCCCGUCAUGUCAGCAGGGGUCGCUCUGCCCUCCUAG
Molecule: messenger RNA, 333 nt
Organism: Knipowitschia caucasica
Lineage: Eukaryota; Metazoa; Chordata; Actinopteri; Gobiiformes; Gobiidae
Source: the annotation of a GenBank genome assembly